Fusarium verticillioides 7600 is the source of this 2404-nucleotide messenger RNA. RefSeq lists its product as hypothetical. The transcript is spliced from 2 exons. The record is from RefSeq and is a predicted model, not a curated record. The coding region runs from base 664 to 1506 and encodes 280 amino acids. NCBI's taxonomy places the organism in Eukaryota, Fungi, Ascomycota, Sordariomycetes, Hypocreales, Nectriaceae.
CUCUGGAUCUCCCCUUCGCUGAGCGUCUUGUCCCUUUCCCUUUCCUGUCCCCUCUGACUCGCUUCGCUUCACUUUACCUUCCAUCUCCUGUUCAUUGCACUCCAUCUCGUCUUUCAACAAAAACAAGCCACUACCUCAGGCCGCUCGCUCGUUCCAGUCCCUCUUUCAUUUCCCCCCACACUUUCAAAGCGUUUGUUCUUUCUUCCUCUUGACUUUGAAGCGUAUCGUGAUUAGCAUCGCGGUGGUCUCUUUUCAUCGUCGAGUUAUUUUCCUUGUUGAGGGCAUCUUGAUCUUCUUUGUUCAUUUGCCUCGCCUCGUCUCACCUCCUCUACCACGACACGUACGAUCGAUACCUCUGGCCUCUUUCAUCACCGUCAUCUAUCUAUUCACCACUCGACGGCACUGCUGGACCAAGCCAUCCACCCUCAGUGGCCUUGGUUCACUAUAAACAAAGGGUACAUCGUAUUGCCGCCUCUGCCCACGACAACAAGGACGACAAGGACGACUCGAUUCGAUCUAUCGCCUGAAGGAGUGACCGUACGAUCUGACUCAACUCGACUCCAGUUGAUCUGAUUCGAGGUUUGCAUCGACAAUCGGCAUAUCAUAUUCAUAUUCCCUUUCUACAUUUUCGCUCAAAAUUCCAAUACACAAACGAUCAUCAUCAUGAAAACCUCAACACUCAUGACAAUGGUCCUUGCGGCUGCCACUAAUUUAAUGGUCCAUGCCUUAACAGUGAGCAACGAUCCUGUCGUGGAACCUGUCCUCAACCAGAUGACCUCUCAAGGCUGCUGGAAGUCGAAUGGCAACUUGACAGUUGGUUACGAGGGAGUGAAGACAACAAGUGGUUGGUGCUGGGGUAUUUGCAAGAAGAGCAGCUCCAAAGUUUUCAGUGUUCAAGGAUCCAAGUGCUACUGUGGCGACGUUUAUCCCAAGGAGGGCGAUCAAGUUGACGACGACAAAUGCAACUGGCCAUGCCCUGGCUACGGCAAAGCGGCUUGUGGUGCUUUGAAAAAUUACUGGUCAGUCUACAACUCAGGCGAAGACCUUGCGCCCGACAAUUAUGUGCCACCAGAAACGACGACAAGUGCUGCCCCUUCUUCCACUAAGGCUGCGGAGAGUACUACUGCCGAGGAGUCUUCUCCUGCAACAGGAACUCAGGACGCCGCUACUACUUCAGAAGCCGCUUCAGAUGAUAAGAAGGAUGGCCCCAACGUGGCCGCUAUUGCCGCGGGCGUGGUUGUCGGCGUGGUUGUCAUUGCUGCUAUCGGAGGUGGUGCUAUUUUCUUCGUUCGUCGCCGACGCAAUGCUGAGAUAGAGGAGGAGCACCGUCGGAACGCGGCUGUAAAUGCUUUCAUCAACGGCUCCAAGCCCCCCGGCAGCAGCGGUAGCAUCUCUAUGACUGAUUCGCGCCUUGACCCAGUCAUGGCUCACCGGCGACUCAGUGACGGCAGCAUCGCCGAUAACCAAGAUUACUCUCGAAGAAUUCUACGGGUCACCAACGCAUGAACGAGUGUCCGCCCUGGGAUCUUCAAAGCCAAUUACUUCUCAAUCAUUAUUUCACAAUCGGCAUUUACGGCGUUUUCGGGAUGAUAGCUCAUGUGUAUUUGCCAAUCGAUCACUCGCGACGAUUUGGCGGCGUUUGACUCUUUUCUGGGCGUAGGACUAGACAUUUCUUCUACUAUUUGCGUCUGCGGAAUUACGACUGGAUUUGAUCAAUCACGCUCCACGGCACACCGGCUUCACCUGCGCCAUCCACUCAUUACCUCCUUUUUCACAACUAAGCCUUGAACGAAACGACUGGAGAAGAUGGGAAUAAUGCCGCAAGUGCCCUUUUUAGAUGCCAUCUUUCCCUGGAUCCGUUUCACUAUGGAUGUCGUCUUCGUGUAAGGGUAUUUCAAGCGGCAAUCAUACCCGCGUGUAAUCGGCACGUCUGUUUUCUUUUCUUCAUGACUGGGAGUCCUAUGUCUCCUGUGUACAAGUUCUCCCUCUAUUUGUUGAGUAGGGCAGGGUUAAAUCUAAAAAUAAGGGGGCGAGAAGUCCUCUUGGGAUAUUGGUCAGGGUGCGAUGGAGCGAGUUGUCACGUAGAUACAAUGGGACGCGGGAGAUGUGCCAACCUCGUGGAGGAGAUAUCACGAUUGGGAGGUUGGCAGAUAGUGCGGGCUAUCCUAUCGUCGCUUUAUUUACUUUUUCACUUGACCGUUAUCUUUUCCCUGACGUUGACCGAUGAUCGUGGUGGUCAUGGUGUCGCCUGUAUGUAGGGCUGUGCAUAGUCAUAUACCACCACUUAGGACUUGAGAUGCUGGUUCAUUGACUGAGUCUUUUGCUUGAUAUCAUUGUUGAGGUAAGCCGCUGUUUAGGUUUAUACAUAUACCCUGGGCAAGCUGUCGGGCGCCAUUUGUCUGCA